Messenger RNA from Phycodurus eques (leafy seadragon), 1190 nucleotides. It is a transcript of the gene opn3, whose product is annotated as opsin 3. Gene Ontology annotation, cellular component: photoreceptor outer segment; membrane. Gene Ontology annotation, molecular function: G protein-coupled receptor activity. The transcript has 4 exons. NCBI's taxonomy places the organism in Eukaryota, Metazoa, Chordata, Actinopteri, Syngnathiformes, Syngnathidae. Bases 42 to 1190 code for a protein of 382 amino acids. The record is from RefSeq and is a predicted model, not a curated record. Gene Ontology annotation, biological process: visual perception; G protein-coupled receptor signaling pathway.
GGAGCCACCACAAUGCCCGUCGGCGCCUUUUUAUCCCCGCAAUGAAUCCUUACAAUGAAACCAGAAGCGCCGAACCUUACCUUUUUGCUUUUGCCACCUACAAACUUCUCGCCUUCGCCAUCGGAACCAUUGGCGUCUUUGGCUUCUGCAACAACGUUCUUGUCAUUCUACUUUACUGCAAAUUCAAGAGACUUCGGACACCGACCAAUUUGUUACUCGUCAACAUAAGUUUGAGUGAUUUGCUGGUUUCUGUCGUCGGGAUAAACUUCACAUUUGUUUCGUGCGUCAAAGGUGGCUGGAUCUGGAGCCAAGCAACAUGCGUGUGGGACGGCUUCAGUAACAGUUUAUUCGGCAUCGUAUCGAUCAUGACGCUGGCGGCGCUGGCCUAUGAGCGCUACAUCCGGGUGGUGCAUGCCCAGGUGGUGGACUUUCCCUGGGUGUGGCGGGCCAUUGCUCACAUCUGGCUUUACUCCCUGGCUUGGACUGGGGCUCCACUCCUGGGCUGGAACCGCUACACACUGGAGAUCCACCGGCUGGGAUGCUCCUUGGACUGGGCAUCGAGGGACCCAAAUGAUGCCUCAUUCAUCCUCCUCUUCCUCUUCGCUUGUUUCUUCGUACCUGUUGGCAUCAUGAUCUACUGCUAUGGGAACAUCCUCUACACGGUACAAAUGCUGCGCUCCAUACAGGAUUUACAGACGGUCCAGAUUAUCAAGAUCCUAAGAUACGAGAAGAAGGUAGCCGCAAUGUUUCUUCUCAUGAUCUUCUGCUUCCUGGUGUGCUGGACGCCCUAUGCUGUCGUGUCGAUGAUGGUGGCUUUCGGCAGGAAGAGCAUGGUCUCGCCCGCUGUGGCCAUCAUCCCCUCAUUCUUUGCUAAAUCCAGCACAGCCUACAACCCCCUCAUCUAUGUAUUCAUGAGCAUAAAGUUCCGACGCUGUUUGCUGCAGCUGCUGUGUUCAAGGUUGUCUUGGCUGGAGAACAGCUUCAAAGAGCGCCCCCUGGCUCCGGUGGAACGCCCCAUCAGGCCCAUCGUUGUUUCAACUUCAUGCGGCGGCAGAAAGAGACCCAAAAAGAGGGUGACCUUCAGCUCCUCCUCCAUUGUCUUCAUCAUUACUAGUGAUGAUUUCCGCCGCUUCGAUGUGACUUCCAAUGCAGAGUCCUCUGCUAAUGUCAUUCAAUUGAGGCCACUGUGA